Dovyalis caffra is the source of this 1221-nucleotide messenger RNA. Lineage: Eukaryota; Viridiplantae; Streptophyta; Magnoliopsida; Malpighiales; Salicaceae. The record is from the annotation of a GenBank genome assembly.
AUGGAUCUUUCUUGCGCUCUUAGAUUCCACCAACCCAACCUCUCUCUUUCUCGCCGGAAACUUGAGUCUCCGAGCAUCCAUCCGCUUAAACAGUUCCUACCUACUAUUUCCCUGCCUGAUAUUUAUUCUAAUACCAAACCAUUUCUAAAGUUACCAAGGUCCCGCCACUCAACUGUCGUGACUGCUAAGUUGAAGAAGCCAAUAGAUGGUGUGAGUGAAGAGCUGAACUUGAUUGCUUCACAAAGUUUAGAUUAUGCCCCAGCUCGCAGAAGGGUUCGAUCAGCUUUUGUUCAAGUGCAACAGCAGCUUGAUCACCCCCUUUUCAAGAUGGCUCCUCCAGGGAUUAAGACAUACGAGUGGUACGAAAGGAAUUCUAGAGGUUUGGAAAUUUUUUGCAAAAGAUGGAUGCCGGAACCAGGAGUUCAAAUAAAAGGUGUUGUGUGUAUUUGCCAUGGGUAUGGUGAUACCUGCACUUUCUUCUUUGAAGGUAUUGCAAAGCGAAUUGCUGCAUCUGGAUAUGGGGUUUAUGCUUUGGACCAUCCUGGUUUUGGCCUAUCUGAAGGAUUGCAUGGUUACAUACCAAGCUUUGAUGAAUUAGCUGACAAUGUUAUUGAACAGUUUACAAAAAUUAAAGGACGUCCUGAGUUAAGAGGGUUGCCCUGCUUCAUGCUAGGGCAGUCCAUGGGUGGAGCUGUUGCUCUCAAAGUUCAUCUAAAAGAACCAAGCGCGUGGGAUGGCAUAGUCCUUGUAGCCCCUAUGUGUAGAAUUGCAGAGGAUAUUCAGCCUCCAGCACCAAUUCUGAAGGCAUUAAUGCUUCUUUCUAAAGUUAUGCCAAAAGCAAAGCUCUUGCCACAGAAAGAUCUAGCAGCACUUUGCUUCAGAGACCUGAAGAAAAAAAAAAUGGCUGACUACAAUGUUAUCUGUUACAAUGACCAAAUGCGAUUGAAAACUGCUGUGGAGCUCCUGAAUGCAACUAAGGAUAUUGAGAAACAAGUGGAAAAGGUUUCAUCUCCAUUGUUGAUUCUUCACGGAGCUGCUGAUAAGUUGACAGAUCCUCUAGUGAGCCAGUUUCUCUAUGAGAAGGCCUCUAGCAAAGACAAAACGCUGAAGCUCUAUGAAGGGGCCUAUCACAGUAUUCUUGAAGGGGAACCUGAUGCCAGAAUUUUUGCAGUCUUUGAUGAUAUUAUUGCAUGGCUUGAUUCCAGAUGCUCAGCUAAGUAA